This is a messenger RNA of Temnothorax curvispinosus, 3699 nucleotides long. RefSeq names its product intraflagellar transport protein 122 homolog (gene Oseg1). Bases 76 to 3588 code for a protein of 1170 amino acids. NCBI's taxonomy places the organism in Eukaryota, Metazoa, Arthropoda, Insecta, Hymenoptera, Formicidae. The transcript has 16 exons. Gene Ontology annotation, biological process: protein localization to cilium; intraciliary retrograde transport; non-motile cilium assembly. The record is from RefSeq and is a predicted model, not a curated record. Gene Ontology annotation, cellular component: intraciliary transport particle A; non-motile cilium. Gene Ontology annotation, molecular function: protein binding.
CAGAUGCUCGUGUGUCACAUGAUAUUGUUGCAAGUUGCUCCAACAAUAUAAACAAUCCGUGCUGAAUGUGACAGAAUGAGAGCACAUCCAGCAUGGGUCGACAAGGUGCAAGAAAAGUCAGAUCAAUGUAUAUAUGACCUUUGUUUCAAUCCGGAUGGCACGCAAUUGGUUGUCGCCUCCGGCAAUCAGGUUCUUGUGUAUGAGACCAACGAUGGUGCUUUGAUUCAAUCAUUAAAAGGGCACAAAGACACGGUAUAUUGCGUAUGCUAUGCGAAGGAUGGUAAGAAGUUUGCGUCAGGUGGAGCAGACAAAAGUGUCAUCAUCUGGACCUCCAAGCUGGAAGGGAUAUUAAAAUAUUCACACAAUGAGGCAGUACAAUCGAUGCAUUUUAAUCCCGUCUCACAUCAGCUACUCAGCUGUUCACUCUCAGACAUCGCCUUUUGGUCCGUGGAACAGAAAGCUGUGCAGAAGCACAAGUCUGGGGGGAGAGUCAAUUGCUGUGCGUGGACAAGGGACGGACAGUACUUAGCCCUUGGUCUCGCAACUGGAUAUGUAUCUAUAAGAAACAAAAAUGGCGAGGAAAAAACGCGCAUUGAACGGCAAAUCGGAGUACCAAUUUGGAGUUUAUCGUGGAAUCCUUUACAGGACGAUGCUACAGACGUUCUCUGCAUCGCUGAAUGGAAUGGAGUCAUCUCGUUUUACACUAUUGGUGGGGAAGCUAUCAGAAGAGAGAGAUCGUUCAGUUUUAUACCGCUUAAAGUCACUCACUUCCCAGAAGGCCAAUACCUCCUUGUUUGCGGUAGCAAUAAACAGUGCCUGUUGAUGACACACGACGGCAUACAAUUGGUCAAUGUAGGUGGUACCUUCUCGUCGUGGGUAUGGAGCUGUGCCGUUCAUCCAAGCGCUACGCAUAUUGCACUCGGUUCCCAAGACGGAACGAUAACGUAUCUACAGCUAUCCUGGAACGUCGUGCACGGUCUGUACGGCGACAGAUACGCGUACCGAGAGAACAUGACCGACGUGAUAAUACAGCAUUUGAUCACGAAUCAGAAAGUUCGAAUUAAAUGUAAAGAUCUGGUAUGUCGAAUUGCGGUGUAUCGAAACAGACUAGCCGUGCAAUUGUCCGAGCGUGUAAUUAUCUACGAACCGUCUAGCGCCGGCGACGGAAUGCAUUACAAGAUACGAGACAAGCUUAAUCAGACGUUGAACUGCAAUCUACUGGUCGUCACGUCGAACCACUUGGUUUUAUGCCUGGAAAGACGUCUGCAGAGUCUCUCCUUCGCCGGGAUAAUAGAGAGAGAAUGGAUACUCGACGGACUUAUCACUUACAUCAAAGUAGCGGGUGGUCCCGCCGGGCAGGAAUGUUUAAUAGCCGGUCUGAAGAGCGGGCACGUGAUGAAGAUAUAUCUCGACAAUCCGUUUCCCGCGCACGUCGCCAAAAUCGAGGAUUCCGUGAGAUGCUUGGACAUCAGCUCCUUGAAGGAGAAGAUGGCAGUGGUCAGCGAAUCUGGUGUCCUGUCCGUAUUCGAUCUAUGCACCGGCGAGAAGCUGCAGGAAUUCCAGAAUGUCAACAGCGUCGCGUUCAACAUCGCCUUUGAAGAUAUCAUGUGCUUCGCGGGCAACAACUACCUUGCGAUUAAAGUUGCGAAUUUCUCCGAGUACAGGCAGAAGUUCUCCGGCUUCGUCGUAGGACACAACGGCUCGAAGCUGUACUGCUUGAACGGCUCGUCCAUCGUGACGACAGAGGUGCCACUGUCGUUGUUCAUGUAUCAAUAUCUAGAUAUCGGAUUGUACGGCCACGCUUAUGACAUAGCGUGCUUGGGUGUAGCCGAAUCGGACUGGCUCGCUUUGGGCACGGCAUGCCUGGACAAUCUGGAAUUGAACAUCGCGUACUCGGCGUUCGCGCGAGUGAAGAAGCUGCGUUACAUAGAGAUCGUGUCCGAGGUGGAGGAGAAAUUAAAGUCGGGCGAAUGGGGACGGGAGGCGUGCAUGGCCACUGCCGCAGCCGCCAUGGGUAGACUUCGCGACGCGGCGAAGCUUUAUCAGAAAGCCGGUUUGCAGCAAUACGCCCUGGAUAUGUAUUCCGACUUGCGUAUGUUUGACAUCGCUCAGGAAUUUAUUGCCUCCGGCAACACGCAGGAUCGUACAGUAUUAUUGCGACGACGAGCGGAAUGGGCGAAGAGCUUGGGCGAACCGCGCGCAGCGGCCGAAAUGUUCCUCUCCGCGGGAGACAUCGAUCGUGCCAUCAGUAUCAUCGCCGAGUACGGUUGGAUCGACAUGCUGAUCAAAGUAGGCAGACAACUGGACAAGGCGGACAGAGACAACCUGUCGAUGAUCGCCAAGAAACUUAAGCAACUGGGUGCCUCGCAUGGCGCGGCAGAGAUUUUCAGCCGGUUAGGAGACGAUCCUGACGUCGCCGAUGUGCUUGUGGAUGCACAAGCGUGGCCCGAGGCCUUCGAACUCGCGGAAAGGAAUCCGAAGUUGAAGUCACGAGUAUACGGGCCGUACGCACGAUGGUUGGCGGAAACCGGACGAUUUUCCGAGGCUCAAGAAGCAUUCCAAAUGGCGGGACAACCGGAGGAGUCGAUACUCGUACUCACGAUGCUGGCUAACAACGCUGUGGUAGAGAAAAGGUUUCGCGACGCAUCUUACUUUUACUGGCUCCUGUCGCAAUUGAGUCUGGAUCUGUCGAAGAGCGUGGAAGAGAUAAAAACGAUGUUUCUUAAUUAUUCCGACAAAGCGGAUGUCUAUUACGCGUAUCACGAAGUAUACAAAUAUCUGGAAGAACCUUUUACGUCUCUGAUGCCAGAGGCAUUAUUCAACAUUUCGAGGUAUUUACUCAUGAAGACGCAGAGCAUACGACUGGAAGGCAUCUCGAAGAUGACGAUAAUGUAUAGUCUAAUGAAACAAGCGCGAAUAUUAGGCGCCAACAAGCUGGUUAUGCAAUUGUUGGACCAGUUACGUGCGAUGAAGAUUCCCGUGAAUCUCCUAGCGCAAGUAGAGACGUCAACUUUAGCUGCCAGAUCUUAUCCGUAUCGCGAUCCGGAAGAAUUAUUACCUCUAUGCUACAAAUGUUCCACGUUCAAUCCGUUAAUGCCGACGAAUAAUGUCUCUGGCAGUAAUUGCACGCAAUGCGGUUUAAAGUUUCAAUAUUCCUUCGUUAUGUUCGAAAUCCUGCCGUUAGUCGAAUUCGAAUUGGAGGAUGACAUCACGGACGACGAAGCGGAAAAACUGAUAGAGGAGCCAUUACCUUCCCCCGACGAUCUCGCAGUUAGCGAUCAGUUUACCGUAACUUCCAACGAGGCUGACCUCUUCACCGCCCGUUUAAUGAGAUACGAGGAAAAAUCGAGCAAUUCUACAGUGACUGUUGGAAGAGGAGUAUUGAAGAGUAUGGAUCCGUCCACUGUAAUAAUUAUCAAGUGGCCUAAGCCCUUUAAGACUAGAUACUUUAGGAAUCUUUUACCUGAUCUCCAGAUCAGCUUGUGCAAAUGCUGUUUAAAGUUGUUUCAUUCGGACGACUACGAGCUAGCGUUGUUACGACACGGGCAUUGCCCGUUCUGUCGGACGCCGAACGUGACCGUGGAUUAAGAUAAUGUGGAAUUAAAAAAUUGUUAUAGAUCAAGACGUACAUAUUGGACUUGUUAAAAAUGUUUUAGAAAUGUUUUAAUUAUAUCUGCGAAAUAAAACUGUUUUAGAAAU